CUUGAAAGGUGAUAUAUAAAUAUAUAUUGGUAUUUUGUUAUAAACCGACACAAAAUCACAAAUAUAUGUGAAGUAUAAAGAAAACUAUUCAUUGAUAUAUUUCCUUUAAAUAUUUACAAAAAAUAUCAAAAAUUUAUAUAAUUAUUACUCAAGUGGAAGUUUUGAGGAUUAAUUUUAUUGUUGACCAUUUACAGCGCUCUGGGUCAAUCCACCUCUCAAACCUGAAUAUAUAAGAAAGUUAAAGUGAGAUUUGGGCUUUUUUAGGACGACAUCUAUGUGUGCACAAUUAUUGGGUAACUAUUAAUGUGCAGAACUAUUAAUGUUAUGCAACUGUAUUCAAACGGAAAAUUUUCCCAUCUCACCUGUUUAUUGUUGUCCAUUAAAAGUGAGAAUAAUGGGCAUACAACUCUAAAUUGACAAACAUUUCUGACAUUUAAAAAAAAUAACCAAUAUAGCCACCAUUAUUUUCAGACUCCAUGAACUUCCAUUCAUGGAGUCUGUCAGUUUCUUGAUCUGUUGACAAUCAACUAUAUUAUUCUUUCAUCUUUAAGGCCUUUACUGGCUAGCCACAUAGUGAAGUACUUUGAUGCAUAAGGUGAAGCAUUGUCCUGCAUAAAAAUCAUAGUCUUCUUUCCAGACUUUUUCCUGAAAAGAGUGUCUUCUAAAAACUGGCAGCAGGUUUUGGGAGUUAAUUUUGAGUCCAUCUUCAACCCAAAAAGGUCCAACUAGCUCACCUUUUGUAAUACCUGCCCAUACCAGUACCCUGCCUCCACCUUGCUGGUGUCUGAUGCAAAGCAGAGCUCUGGUCCAUCUGGUAAAUCAAGAGUCACUCUCAUGCCAUCAGUCCAUAAAACCUUUGAAAAAUCUGCCUUCAAAUCCGUCUUGGCCCAAUCUUCCUUACCUUGGCCAUGUCUCUGAGCUCUGAACAUCUUUUACUACCAGGCUCUCCAGGUAGGUUGCCGUUCUGGGAUAUGAUAGCACUGGAAGAUAAUGGGUUUUUGGCAGCUUCACGUUUGAUUCUUCUCAAAUCUUUGGCAGUUAAUUUACGUCUUUUUUUCUCAACACGUUCCUUGCGACCGUAUUGACUAUUUGCAGCAAAGCGUUUGAUGAUUCUGUGAUCACACCACAAUAUCUUAGCAAUUCCAAGAGCGCUGCAUCCCUGCGAGUUACAAUUUUGGACUUUCCAGUCACUUAAAUCUCUUUUAUGGCCCAUUUUUCCUGAGAAAAAGAAGCUGCCUAAUAAUUAUGCACACCUUGAUAUGGGGUGUUGAUCUCCUCAGGCCCCGCCUUCCAUCGUUAAACAAACACACAUCAGCUGAUAUGUUUAUUUUCAGUAAGCGUUCAAGUUUAUACAGCUUAAGAGUUUUAAAAUAUGCAUAAAAAUGAAGAUACGGCCCAAACUAAACCUUGCCUGCACGCAGUGUGCAGUAUACAUUUGUAUUUCGCCCCCUUGUCUCAAUAUUUUUGUCGAACUAAGUUAUGCAAGUGUAGAAUUCAAAACACCAAUUAAAACUGAUCUUUUACACAAAGAAAAAGACGCAAUUGUAAAGACAGACGACACUUUUCACAGCAGGGAUAAACUCCUGCUUUCCUUCCGUAAUUUUCAUAGUUCAAUGUUUAUAUACGUCGCCCGGACUGGCGUGGGCGGGGUCCUGACUGCUGUUUUUCUUAGGUAGCCUGUUAAAAUGCCCGAACUCAAAACGCUUCUUUUUCCAAGAUGGCGUCGAUGAAGGACAGCGACACCGGCCUGUGGCUUCACAACAAACUAGGAUCCACGGACGAGCUGUGGACGCCUCCGAGCAUCGCCUCCCUCCUCACCGUGUCAGUAAUCGACAACAUACGGUUGUGUUUUUCGAGCCUGUCGCCGCCGGUGAAGCUCAAACUGCUGCUCGGGAUGCUGCAUCUUCCCAGGCGGACCGUUGACGAGAUGAAGGAGGCUCUGUCUGAGAUAAUCCAGCUGGCCACGGUGGAUUCAGAGCCCUGGGUGCUGAUGGUGGCCGAUAUCCUCAAGUCUUUCCCGGAGACCGGCUCUCUCAACCUGGACUUAGAGGAGCAGAAUCCGAAUGUGCAGGACAUUCUCGGUGAACUCAGGGAGAAAGUGGGCGAGUGCGAGGCGUCCGCCAUGCUCCCCCUGGAAUGCCAGUACCUGAACAAGAACGCGCUGACCACUCUAGUAGGACCGCUCACUCCCCCCGUCAAACAUUUCCAGCUCAAGAGGAAGCCAAAGAGUGCAACGCUGAGAGCAGAACUGCUUCAGAAAUCAACAGAAACGGCGCAGCAGCUGAAGAAGACAGCCGGAGUGCCUUUUCACGCCAAAGGGAGAGGACUGGUCAAAAAGAUUGAUACGACAACUCCUCUCAAAGGAAUUCCCAAGGCCCCGUUCCGCAGCCCCACUGCUCCCAGUUUAUUCAGCCCUCCCAGUAACCGCACACCCAUCGCCUCCCCACGGACUCCUCUACGGAAGGAGAGAGGGGUCAAGCUUUUAGAUAUUUCAGAGUUGGACAUGGUUGGAGCUGGUAGAGAGGCAAAGAGGAGAAGAAAGACUUUAGAACCAGAAGCCGGAGAAAAAGCAGCCAAAGAAGAGUCGGUGGUGGAGAACACCACUCCAGAUUACGCUGCUGGCCUCGUCUCUGCUCAGAAACUUGGGGCGCUAAACGAGAAUCCCCUGCCCUCUACCAGCUACCUGCCGGCUACACCCAGCAUGGUUCCCUCCUCCUCUUACAUUCCCAGCUCUGAGGCGCAGCCAGCCAACGCUGGUGGUUCUGGACGGGACAUGCUGCAGGCAGCUCGCCAGCCAGAGGAGUCCACCACAGCAGCGGCCGGCGCCGGCUCCACCUUACCCAGCCAGUACAAGCAGCGGACGCCCAUGUACAACGCCGGCUCCACGGCCAACCCCGCCACUCCCACGUCCCCCAGCACGCCCACCUCCACGCCAGCCAACAACGGGCCGCCGGCGGCCGCAACCGCCAGCCAGCCGGAGACUCCCACCCAGCCCCCCACCACCCCUCAGACUCCUACACCGACACCAGCACCUACACCAGCACAACCCCAACCCAAAAAGAACCUCUCACUUACGAGAGACCAGAUGUACGCCGCUCAGGAGAUGUUCAAGACCGCAAACAAGGUCACCAGGCCAGAGAAGGCUCUCAUUCUGGGGUUCAUGGCUGGAUCCAGAGAGAACCCGUGCCCGGAGCAGGGGGACAUCAUCCAGAUCAAGCUGAGCGAGCACACGGAGGUUCUGCCCAAAGCCGACGGCACCGGCAGCACGACCAUGCUGGUCGACACGGUCUUCGAAAUGAACUAUUCGACAGGACAGUGGACCCGCCUCAAGAAAUACAAACCCAUCACCAACACUUCCUGAAGGGACCCAACACGCACAAAAACCCACGCCCCAAAAUUCACACACACACACACUUCACACACACAAAAAAAAAAAAAACACGUUUAUGUACACAAACAUUUGGGCCAAAUGGUUGUCAAGGAGAGAAAGAAUCCUCCCUUUUACCAAAAUGGAGAGCUUCCUUUUUUGUUCCCCCACCCCCUCCUUUCCCUCCUUUACUGUUCGUUUUUAAGUCCGCUCCAGUUGUUGAACGAUGCGGGUUCAGGACGGCCGACGUUACGGCUGGCACCUUUUGAGCGCCGAGGCAAAAGCUGUUUGUAUUCUGUAUUAAAAAAAAUAAUAAUAAUUUUCAGCUUCGGCCCUUCAAGAUUGAAUGUUGUUCACUAAAUCGAGACGUUGUUCUCAUUGCAGGCGACGCAGAAAAGAAAAGAAAAAAACAAACAAAGCACAGGCAGGUAAUUCCUCUCAAUGCCGUCAAGUUGUGUUAGGAGCCUUCUGGUUGGUGUUAAUUAUUUUUCAGCCUUUUUCAAAGGAAGGGAGGAAAAUAAAGAUACAACAGACUCCA
Molecule: messenger RNA, 3905 nt
Organism: Xiphophorus couchianus (Monterrey platyfish)
Lineage: Eukaryota; Metazoa; Chordata; Actinopteri; Cyprinodontiformes; Poeciliidae
Gene: nelfa
Product: negative elongation factor complex member A
Exons: 11
Coding region: 1718-3361 (547 amino acids)
Biological process (GO): negative regulation of transcription elongation by RNA polymerase II
Cellular component (GO): NELF complex
Source: RefSeq, a predicted model, not a curated record